Molecule: messenger RNA, 521 nt
Organism: Drosophila arizonae
Lineage: Eukaryota; Metazoa; Arthropoda; Insecta; Diptera; Drosophilidae
Biological process (GO): fatty-acyl-CoA biosynthetic process; long-chain fatty acid metabolic process
Molecular function (GO): long-chain fatty acid-CoA ligase activity
Source: RefSeq, a predicted model, not a curated record
GAGAUCCUUGUGCACACAGGCAUGCACUGGAAUGGCUACUAUGACAAUCCCGAGGCCACAAGCCAAAUUCUGGACAGUGAUGGCUGGGUCCAUACCGGGGACUUGGGCUACUUCAAUGAUGACAACUUACUACAUGUAAUUGACCGCAAGAAGGCAAUGCUUAAAUUCCAAGGAAUUCACUACUGGCCCACUGAAAUCGAGAAUGUGAUCAAGGAGCUGCCGCAGGUGCGCGAUGCCUGCGUUGUGGGCAUACCUGAUGAUGUGCUUGGCGAUGUGGCCGCCGCAUUGGUGGUUAAAAGUCCAAGCGGCAAUAUCACCCAAGAAGAAAUUAUGAAUCACGUAGCGAAACGGUUUGUCGCCACACAUAAACAUCUACAUGCCGGUGUUCGAUUCAUUGAUAAGCUGCCCGUCAACAACAAUGGGAAGACUAUGCGUAUUGCGGCACGUGAGCUAUAUAAGUCGCUGGGUGGGACAACAACCAAAGGAAACUAAACAUAAAUAAAAAAUAAUCAGUUUUAAUU